Nerophis lumbriciformis (worm pipefish) is the source of this 2523-nucleotide messenger RNA. It is a transcript of the gene gjc4b, whose product is annotated as gap junction protein gamma 4b. Gene Ontology annotation, cellular component: connexin complex. NCBI's taxonomy places the organism in Eukaryota, Metazoa, Chordata, Actinopteri, Syngnathiformes, Syngnathidae. Gene Ontology annotation, biological process: cell-cell signaling. Gene Ontology annotation, molecular function: gap junction channel activity. The record is from RefSeq and is a predicted model, not a curated record.
CCAUUCUUUGUCUAACCACCGCCGCACAACACGACACCGGAGAGAAGGAUCCCCGCUCCUCACUGACAACACAUCGAAUGGCUUGAGCGGGAGUCCUUUUAAGGGCUUGAAAACAGGAAAAUUAAAAGAAGCAAAAACCCCACAAGAUAGACGAGCCUACCCGCGUUGGAGUGAAGCAGAGGACUUCCAUCUCAAGAUCAGAGGAAAUCGCUGCUGAUCGACAGACAAAAUGAGCUGGAGUUUCCUCACGCGUCUCUUGGACGAGAUUUCCAAUCACUCAACGUUCGUGGGCAAAAUCUGGCUCACCCUCCUGAUCGUGUUCCGCAUCGUGCUGACCGCCGUGGGGGGCGAGUCCAUCUACUACGAUGAGCAGAGUAAAUUUGUGUGCAACACGCAGCAGCCCGGGUGCGAGAACGUGUGCUACGACGCCUUCGCGCCGCUCUCCCACAUCCGCUUCUGGGUGUUCCAGGUGAUCAUGAUCACCACGCCCACCAUCAUGUACCUGGGCUUCGCCAUGCACAAGAUCGCCCGCAUGGAGGACGUGGAUUACCGGCCGCGCGGCAGGAAGCGCAUGCCGAUCGUGAGCCGCGGCGCCAACCGCGACUACGAGGAAGCGGAGGACAACGGCGAGGAGGACCCGAUGAUCCAUGAAGAGAUUGAGCCAGAGAAGGACAAGGAGGUGGAGGAGAAGCCCAGCAAUAAGCACGACGGACGCCGCCGCAUCAAACGAGACGGCCUGAUGAAAGUCUACGUGUUUCAGCUUCUGUCUCGUGCCAUUUUUGAGGCGUCCUUCCUGUUCGGGCAGUACGUCCUUUACGGGCUGGAGGUGUCGCCGUCAUACGUGUGCACGCGGUCUCCCUGCCCGCACACGGUGGAUUGCUUCGUCUCGCGGCCCACGGAGAAAACCAUAUUCCUGCUCAUCAUGUAUGCAGUUAGUGCCUUGUGUCUGCUCUUCACCCUGCUGGAGAUCCUUCACCUGGGCUUCAGCGGCAUCCGGGACUGCUUCUGUGCCCCCCGCUCCCGACCUCCCACCCCUCGGCACUCCGCGCUGGCCAGCCAGCGGUCCUCCAUCAGCCGCCAGCCCUCCGCGCCGCCGGGCUACCACACGGCCCUGAAGAAGGACCCCUCGGGGAAGCUCGGCUUCAGGGACAACCUGGCCGACUCCGGCCGCGAGUCCUUCGGCGACGAGGCGUCCUCGCGAGAGCUGGAGCGGCUGCGCAGACACCUAAAGCUGGCCCAGCAACACCUGGACCUGGCUUACCAGACCGAGGAGCACAGCCCGUCUCGCAGCAGCAGCCCAGAAUCCAACGGCACCGCAGCCGAGCAGAACAGACUCAACUUCGCCCAGGAGAAGCAGAGCAGCACAUGUGACAAAGGUAUGCGCGCUUAAGCUUGCAUCCGCUCUGUGGACACUGAAAGGAACAUCAGGCGCAGCGAAUGGACACAAAGGAAGCAAACUGGAAGUGUGACCAAGUACGAAUGAGCUUGAGGUGGAUGAAGUCAGCCCAAGCCUGUCAGUGUUAGGACCGGUUCAGGUCUACCAUCGAGUGGGAGGAGGAGAAAGUGGUCUCCGCCUGACUUUACUUGAGACCUCAGUCUGUUUGAUGAAGAUCCAAAGUGCUUUCAAAUGACCGUUACCGGUUCACAACGGUUCCCCUCAGGGCAACUUCUAUCUUUCCUUUUUUUUUUUUUUGGUUAUUUGUAUGAAAUCUUUCUUACGAGUCUUAGAACUUAGAGAAUUGAAGAGUGGCAAUGGUUGGAAGUUCAGUCGAUGCAUCUUGACGUCAGCUUUAGAACUGGAACUCCACAUGUCGACGUUGUUAUUCAGGAACGCGAGCGAGCGCUUGCUACAGAAGGUACUGGAGACGCCCAUGCAGAUUCUUGUCGUCAAGUGUGCUUGACCUUUAAAAAUGUUUUUGGCUUGGUGGCUCCUGUGGCGACAGGUAUGCUAACUUGAACAGUCAAGGUGUCCGUCCAAAGGUAUGAACAAACCUGGGUAAUGCUUGAAAAACAUGUAACUCUUUAAUAUUGUUGUUUUCAAAAUGUUUUUAUACGGUUUUUCUAUCUUUUUUUCAUUUUUGAUAUUGUCAUUUUGUUACAUUUUUAUAAAUCACUGCUGUCUUAGUUCCCCACUGCCUGCUUUAAUCUGUGGAACAAGCACAGUUUGAAAAUGGUACAAUUUGAAUGCAAGUGCAACUUAUUCCCUUUUUAAAAGAUUUCGGUACACUCGUUCGUAUUUUUGUUGUUCGGUUAAAAAAAAAGAAGGGAUAUCUGUGUCACAUUAAUUUGUGUUUAAAAAAAAGUUUGUUGACUUAAGUUGUUGUAAACCACACAAUCACAUCAAUGUGAAUCCAAUGUCUUUAUUGCGUUCUACACAGCUGCCAUCUUUUCUAUUUAAAGUGUAUAUCCACAGUACCAUUUGUGCCAACUCAUCUCAAGUUAUUUUUGAACAAUGCUUUUUGUACUUUUUAUACUUUUUUGUAAUGAUAGUUUUUGUGGCUAGUUUUCAUUAAAAAAAAGAUG